AUGGGUUUUUAUUUUGUUAACAACUCCGUCAUCACUGGAAUUACAUCUAAGGACAGCAAAAAUUUCCAUUUAAUGGUUUACGGCUGCGAAAAUAUCACAUUUGAUGGCGUCAAAGUUACUACUCCUGCUGACAGUACAAACACGGAUGGAAUCCACUUGGGAAAAUCAACUGAUGUUAAAAUUCUUAAUACCGACAUUGCUACUGGAGAUGAUUGUGUGUCAUUGGGUGAUGGUAGCAGAAAAGUACUUAUCCAAAAUGUGAAUUGUGGACCUGGUCACGGUAUUAGUGUUGGAAGCCUUGGAAAGUUUAAAAAUGAAGAUAAUGUAGAAGGUUUGAGAGUUAAGAAUUGUAAAAUGUCAGAUACUGAUAAUGGAGUGAGGAUAAAAACUUGGCCAUUUGGACCAGGAACACUUACUAUUACUGAUAUGCGUUUUGAAGAUAUUACCAUGAAUAGUGUUAGGAACCCUAUCAUCAUUGACCAAUACAGUGGUGUGCCAUGCGAUGGUGUCGAAUUAAGUAAUAUUGAUCUCAAGUUUAAUGGAAAACCAGCAAAAGCUGUAUGUUCUAAUGUCAAACCUAAAGUUUCAGGAAAUGCUCCUAAAUGUGAAGCUUAUACUCCACCUCCCUCCGGCUGA
This is a messenger RNA of Vicia faba (fava bean), 636 nucleotides long. The record is from the annotation of a GenBank genome assembly. NCBI's taxonomy places the organism in Eukaryota, Viridiplantae, Streptophyta, Magnoliopsida, Fabales, Fabaceae.